CCCCUACUGUGAGGUCAUCAACGUGCGCCAAAACCGGUAACCGCCGUGAGAAUGGUUGUGUCUGUAUUCCAAACCUAGCGAUUUGAAACAACGUGGAGAGAAUGAAGUCAGUGAAAGUUAAGAAAAGAAAGCACUCUCGCCGAGAGUUCGCUGAUGGAGAAAGAAAAAGGAGAAGCACCGAGUCCAGCGUGGAGGAUCCUAAGGAAGAGCUGAAUCAUGUGCAGGAGGUAAAGGAAGAGCCGAGCGACAUUGAGGAAGGUGGACUGGAUCUCACUGUGCCUUUCAACCCCAUCAGCUCAUAUGUGAGUGACAGACAGGAGAUGCUGGCACAAUGCUUCAAUGUCCUCGGCCAAAACAAGCUGAUGAAGAUGCUGCCAGAUGAGCUGAAGGACUGCACGUUUACAGAGAUCAAGACACUCUGCUGGGAUCACCUACAGCGGCUCUCUGAUACGAAUCUGCUCCAGAUACUAGAGGGUAAAGAGGUGACUGCAAACUCGGAAGCUGAAGAGAAAGAGACUAGAAGGACUUCAGUGGACAGUCAGCAGGACAACAUUGUGGAUUCAACCUCAUCUAUGAAAGAGACUGCUGAAGGAGAAGACAAGCACGGUCUGUCUGGAGAGGAAAGUGAUGUCCUGAGCAUUAACGCCGACAUGAACGAUAGUGACAUCGAGGGGCACAAAGACCCCAAACCACAAGUCCAUGCUCCCCCGGUGAUCUCUCCUUUGCCCUCCGCCCCACCUCCUGAACCAGAUCUUCAAUCAGACGAGCCAAAGCUGGAGCUUCAGCGAGACAUUGACAAGAGUGUCAGUGAGAUCCUCGCUUUGACCCAUCCCAAUAAUGACGAGGCAGAGCUUAAGACGCAUUCGCAGCCAGUCCCCAUAGAAGUGCCGCCUCCAUCACUUCCUGAUCCUGUUGUGGUGCCGUCAGCACAGCAGCUUGCACUUCUGGAGUUAGAGAUGAGAGCGAGAGCCAUCAAAGCUCUGAUGAAGGCCAACGAGGUGAAGAAAUAAACUCUGGCUCUAAUUGGAGCGAGUCAGUUCUAAGGCCAUAUUGGCUUCUGUAGUUUUGUCUGAAGAACAUAUGCAGCCAAAUUGGCUUCUUGUUUUUUUAUUUUGUUUAUUUGCUGUAUAGUUGUUUUUAGCACCCGCCUCUGACUGUAUGAUGGACACGCUUGUGCUUUAGAGAUGGGACAGUGAACUGGCUAACACCAUCGCUCAUUUUGAAUUAAAAUCAUUUCCUGUUGAUUUAAAA
Molecule: messenger RNA, 1251 nt
Organism: Silurus meridionalis
Lineage: Eukaryota; Metazoa; Chordata; Actinopteri; Siluriformes; Siluridae
Product: caspase activity and apoptosis inhibitor 1
Exons: 6
Coding region: 102-1010 (302 amino acids)
Source: RefSeq, a predicted model, not a curated record